GGGCUGCCGCGGCCGCUGCUCCUGCCUUCGCCGUCGUCCUCCCGCCGGGCUCGGAGGCGGCCUUAAGCGUGGCGGGGAAGCCGCCGGUGUGCGCCGCCCUGCCUCCCGCCCUGCCCGCUUCGCUCCCGCCUCCCGCCUCCUUCUCGCCUCAGCGGAGCCCGGCGCGGCGGCGGCUGCUGCGGGGUCUGGGCUCUGCUCACCCGGCCCCCGAUGACUGCGGCAAACUGCGGAGGCGCCAACGACGACUUCGACUUCAGGCUCAUCUUCGGGGAGGACGCCCAGCCCGGGCCGGGCCCGCCGACGCCACUGCCGCGCGCGCUUGGGCCUGCCGCUGCCGCCGCCGCCGCAGCAGAUCUUGAUCCAGAUGAUUGUACAUCUGGGUGUAUCUUCAGUGUAGACCAUUCGUCAUCGUCUGUAAAUCAUCCUAUUUGUAUCCCAUGCCAUGGAUUUCAGUCACACCCUUCUCCUUUGUCUUCACCUACUAGACUGCAGGGUCAUAAAAGCUAUGAAGGAACAUGUGAAGUACCCGAAUCUAAAUACAGUCCACUAGGUGGUCCUAAGCCCUUUGAGUGUCCUAGUAUUCAAAUUACGUCUAUCUCUCCUAACUGUCAUCAAGGAAUAGAAGCCAGUGAAAAUGAAUUGCACACAAAUGGCCCUCAAAAUGAAUAUAUGGACAGGCCUUCGAGGGACCACUUGUAUCUUCCCCUUGAGCCAUCUUACAGGGAAUCGUCCCUUAGUCCAAGUCCUGCCAGCAGCAUUUCCUCUCGGAGCUGGUUCUCAGAUGCCUCCUCUUGUGAGUCGAUCUCUCACAUUUACGAUGAUGUGGAUUCAGAGCUGAAUGAAGCUGCUGCUCGAUUCAACCUUGGGUCACCUUUGGCGUCUCCUGGAGGUUCUCCAAGGGGCUGUCCAGUAGAUGAACCUUGGCAGGCAUCUUAUGGAUUUGGUCAUACCUUGUCACCUAGACAAUCUCCUUGCCAUUCUCCUAGGACUAGUAUCACAGAUGAAAAUUGGCUUAGCCCUCGGCCGACCUCAAGACCGUCAUCCAGGCCGACGUCGCCGUGUGGAAAGCGGCGGCAUUCUAGCGCUGAGAUCUGUUAUGUUGGUUCACUUUCUCCUCAUCAUUCUCCAACCCCCUCCCCAGGUCACUCUCCUCGGGGAAGCAUAACAGAAGACACAUGGCUAAAUUCUUCUCUCCAUGGUCUGGCACCUGGCCUUUCGCCAUUCCAGUGCUGUGCCGAGACUAACAUCCCUCUUAAAACGAGAAAGACCUCUGAGGAUCAAACUGCCAUCAUGUCGGGGAAAAUAGAGCUUUGUUCUGAGGAACAGGGCAGUUUAUCACCAUCCCUUGAAUCUGCGAUAGAGGAAAGCUCAGCGUCCCCUCACACACUGAAAAAAGAUCUGCCUGGUGACCAAUUUCUUUCUGUUCCUUCACAUUUUACCUGGAACAAACCAAAGCCUGGUCAUACAUCUGGCCAUACUCCUAUAUUUCGCACAUCUUCGUUGCCUCCCCUAGACUGGCCUUUACCUGCUCAAUAUGGACAGUGUGAACUAAAAAUAGAAGUGCAACCAAAAACUCAUCACAGAGCACAUUACGAAACAGAAGGUAGCAGAGGAGCUGUGAAAGCAUCCACUGGCGGUCAUCCUGUAGUGAAGCUCCUGGGUUAUAGUGAAAAGCCAGUAAACCUACAGAUGUUCAUUGGGACAGCGGAUGAUCGCUACUUAAGGCCGCAUGCCUUCUACCAGGUGCACAGAAUCACAGGGAAAACAGUUGCUACUGCAAGUCAAGAAAUAAUUAUUACAAGCACAAAAGUCCUGGAAAUUCCACUGCUUCCUGAAAACAAUAUGUCAGCCAGUAUUGAUUGUGCAGGCAUUUUGAAACUCCGCAAUUCUGAUAUAGAACUUCGUAAGGGUGAGACAGAUAUUGGAAGGAAAAAUACAAGGGUCCGACUUGUGUUCCGGGUACACAUCCCACAGCCUAGUGGAAAAGUCCUGUCCCUCCAAGUUGCUUCGAUACCUGUUGAAUGCUCUCAGAGAUCAGCUCAAGAACUUCCUCAGAUAGAGAAAUACAGCAUCAGCAGUUGCUCAGUAAAUGGAGGGCACGAAAUGGCGGUUACUGGAUCUAACUUCCUUCCAGAAUCAAAAAUAAUAUUUCUUGAAAAAGGGCAAGAUGGACGGCCUCAGUGGGAGGUAGAAGGAAAAAUAAUUAGGGAGAGGAGCCAAGAGACUACAAUUGUUCUUGAAGUUCCUCCAUACCACAACAAAGCGGUUUCAACUGCUGUCCAGGUCCAGUUCUAUGUUUGCAAUGGCAAGAGGAAAAAAAGCCAAUCUCAACGUUUUACUUACACACCAAUUGUACUGAAACAAGAGAACAGAGACGAAAUGGAUUUGUCUUCAGUUCCCUCAUUGUCCCUGACUCGUUGUACUGGUGUUAAAGGACUUCCUUCUCUUCAAGCUCAGCUAUCUUCACCAGAUUCUGGGCUCUCCCAUGAGAGUUUACUUUCUACUUCAUCCAGGAGCCUUGUAUGCCCAGUUCAGCAAGCAUAUACACCUCUGGUGUCCUCCACGGUAUCCCCGAUGUCUCACAUCCAAGGUAGAAACAUUAGCACAGGUGAAGAGCAUCCUGUUUUGUCUUCAGCUGUAGUCCACCAGUCUUUUCAGGUCACGUCAGCACCUUCUGCGAGGCCUUCCUACCAGCCUAUGCAAUCGAAUGUUAUGUUUAACGGACAGUCUGGUCUUCCCAUGAACUCUGCCUCUGCUGGCCAAGGAUUUGAUGCAAUUUCGUUUCAACAAGAUGCAGCAGCUGUACCUCAGUUGAUAAACCUUAGCUGCCAAUCUCUACCACCGAUGCCGUAUCAUUCUUCAAAUCUGGGUUCAGUGUCAACUCCAGCUGUAGCGGGAGGCCAUCCUUCAUCGCACCCUGCUCAACAUAGACAAUCGUCUCCUCACCUGCAAUCGGUGGGGUAUCAUUGUCCAAAUCCCCGGCAAAGUUCUGCCUCUUCUGUAAUGACUCAGUCCCUUGGACACCCUUCCGCUCAGCUGCAGCAGGUCGCUUACCAUUCUUCAAAUCCAGGUAACACUUCCUCACCGUCCCCCAAAUCUUCUCAUUCUAUGGUCCAUUCACCACGAUCUGGACCAUCUUCUCCGCAACUGCAGCCUAUGCCUUACCAGACUUCUAGCUCAGGACCUGCCUCCUCACCUCCGCCUCCAACUGCUGUUGGCCACUCUGGGCAGCAGUCGCCUCAGGCACACAGUCCAGGUUUAGGAGGAAUUGCUGCAGCUUCAUCCUUGAUACAUCAUAACGUUUGUGAUGCGUCUCCAUUUUCACCAGAGGAGACAGCGAUUAACGUAAAGCCUGAACCUGAAGAUAGAGAGCUGAAUUUUCAGACAAUAGGGCUGCAAGACAUCACCUUAGAUGAUGUGAAUGAAAUCAUAGGAAGAGACAUGUCGCAGAUUUCCGUGUCCCAUGGAGCCGCGGUGGCCAUCCAUCCUCCGCACACGUGUCCUGCGUCUCUAGAGGCGGGCCUAUCGGAUGGCGUUCAGUAGCAGCUCAGCUUGUGGGAAGCGAUCCAGACCGUGCUGCACUUUUCCUCCGAAGACUGCUUCAUCCCUUCCUUAGACUUACUGUGCUUCCGACUUUGUGGCCUUGAUGAUCUGGAGCGGUGUGGCUGUUUUGGGGAGGGUGGGGGGGGAGGGUGAUACUUCUGGCUUGGAGACCGGAGCGGUCUGAUUUUAGCUUCCUUGGAUGCUGUAAACAUUGGUAAAAAUGGACACAGGAGCAGCACAAGCGACUUUAACCUUGGGGGGAGAAACCACCACCACCAAUGAGCUUUGCUUGUUUUUGUGCAUUUGAAUAGAAUACUUUUAUAUUAAGUGCUUAAUGUAUGGAGAAGUAGUUUUUUCGCUCUCAAUAUGCACAGUACUGAAUGUGGGGGGGGGGGAUUUUGUAAAAUACACAUCUUCGUAUGCUGCUUUUUCUUUAGGAGAGAGAUUAGGAUUGUAAUAUAAAUUUGUAUACCUUUUGGGGGUCGUUUUGAAGAGCCUUUAAGCUUAUAUUGUUUUAAAGAGAACUUUUUAAAAAAAUAAAUGAAAUCUUCCAGAGGCACAAAAGUACCUUGUCAUCUUAAGCCAAUGCCUUGGAAGGGUCGUGUAUAAGAUUAUUAGCAUUUUCUUUGGAUUUAUAGGAAGCAAAGCCAAAUUGUAGGUUUGUGUUCUCUACACAUUUUUUUAAAAGCAUUUGGUAGGCUGAAAAGAGACCAUUCCAUCAUGGAAAUAUUGGGAUAGAAAUGACAUUCCGAGAUACAACUUUUAUAACUUUAUAGGUGACCCCCCCCCCUUGCCAGCACAGGCCCCUAUAACUGAAACAGCGUUAUGUGUUCAGAACAAUUUAUAGAAAUACUCAUAAGCAGAAAACUAAGAUGGGGGCUGGCUUUAAAACCAACGUUUAGAUGUCCUACUCUAUAGUAACACUGUUUGGUCAGAAUAGUUUUAAGGAGUUAUCCCCACAGAAAUGUUGUCUUGAAAUCCCUCAGGUAGGGUUAUUUUUUAAACUCUGUCCACUUAUUUUGGUGGAUAAACCUCUUACUCAAACUUGCUACUUCAGAAUAUUUUCUCGAUGGGAUUCUGGCUGUUUAUUUUUCAUAGGAGUCGAUGUAAAGUCAGAUUAAGUACAGUGUGUAAUAAAGGGGGUGAAACUGAUUUUGAUAAGUUUAUGAAAAAUAUUUCAGAUUUUGAAAAAUUCUCUGGGCUUGUUUGAUUUGGACCACGCAGAGUGUUGUAUAUGGAACCCAAGUGUUUAAUAUCAGAAAUGUCACUAGAGGGGCUUGAUAUUAGAAUUUUUGUUGCUCUGUUCAUAGAGAUAAUAUUCUGGUGACAAUGAAAACAGAACUUUAUUCAGUUUUGGCCAGCCUAGAAUGUGGAUACUCUAAAUUGUGAAAAAUCCUCUUUUCAUGAGGUGAAAAAUGAACUCCCUUUUUGUUGUUCUUGGUGAAUUGCAUUGCCACCUAAGUCUUAACUGGAUCUGAAUUUUUGAUUCCCCAUUUAAAGGUGAUCCAUAACUAGAACACCCCUUUAUUUUUCAUACCUUUGUCAGCAUGCUUACUGUUGACAAAAUGUCUGUCCAGGGGUCCCUCCAGAGAACUUGUGAAUAGGAAGCUAUCAGUGUCUAAUUGUUUUGUCUCCUGUGAAGAAGAAGUUUACAUCAGCACUUGGCGUUAGAAGAGGGAUUGAUAAAUUGUAGCCUGACCGGACUGUCUGCAGACCAGCUUGGCCCCUGGGUUGCAGUUUCCUGCCACUCCGUUGUCUAUCCAAGCACAGCACAAAUUUGUCCCCCUGUACUUUUGAACAUGAAAACAAUAAUUCUAAUAAAACGUGUUCAUAUUCAGAGAUGGGAAACGAAAUACAUAUUAGAAUCUGUAUUUCAAGUGGGGGGGGGUUGCUUUGAUAGGAAAAUGCUAUCUUUAAUAUUUUAAUCUGGUGGAAAUUUUAUUUGAGUGGCUCACACUUUUUGGCGGUGUCCCCAACUGGUAGAUCCACUUUCAGUUUGCUCCCAAGAUGCAUAACAUUCCCAUUUGCUAGGGGUUCCUGCGUUGCCAUAUUUCGAAAUCACAAGGGUCAAGGUAAUUCUGUUUUUGAGAGGAGAGGUGGAGGUGCUGUUGUAAUCAAAUCUGUGUCCUGUUUUGCUGACUUUAAAACAUUUUGUAAAAACUGGGAGUAUAGCUCGUUACAUUUUGUAGCAUUUCACUCCCUUGAACUAGUAUAAGCCAUUUUCCCUCGUAACAGUGGCUGUAUUCCAGUUUUUGCUCCUGUAAUGAGUCUGCAGUAACCGAUGGUUACUGGAAUAUUUCAGGUUUCUGAGCUUUUUUGUACUCUGUGGGGUUUUCUGCUCCUUGAUGGUAGGGAGGGUAGAGCCUUUUCUCCGUCUAGGUCCUCCUGAGUUCUUUUGAAUUGAUACUGUACCUAAAAUGUGGGAGCCCAACCCAUCCUGACUUGCUAUGCACUAAGUGGGCAAUCCAGCAAGUUCUGCAGCGUCACAACCUCUCUCCGGCUCAGCAAGGAGCCACCUUGCACGCUCACUGAGACACGGGGUUUUGUGCCUGCGGAGUUGGUAGAAUGCUCAUGCAAUCUUCUGAUGCCUUUUAAAUACCUUGAUGCCUGUAGAAGUAGAAAUGCUUUCCUAUUUAAAACAAAAAAAAUAUAGAUUUCGGUACUAAAAACUGUUGUAUUUUUGCCUUGUAAAAGCUUCAGUACAAGGGUCUUAAUUUUGUUUUAUUGCUUGUGUGAUGCUAUAGGUAAGACUGUUGAUCUUGUGAAAUGUAGUGGGUAUGAAAAGCUCAUGAUCUCCAUUGGACUAUGCAAAUUUACAUUUUUUUCAGUAGCAGCCUGAGUCUCAGGCACUUUGGAAUCUCCUUUGCUAGCCUCCCCCACUUCAAAAUGUACAAUUGCUUUCAAUGCUGGAGUCCAAAUUUUUAAAAUAGCAGGGAAAUUACUAAUCCCCCCCUUUUUACAGAAAAAGUAGAAGUUUCUAAAUCAAAUGCGGGGGGGAAUAUGUGGCCCAUUUGAUAUGGGCUGUCAGAGUAGGUUUAGUUUUUACCAAAGUUUGACCACAAUCUGGCACUUGUAAUAAACUCUUCAAUAUGGAAAUGGAACUGCCAUUUUUAAAACCAAAGAUUAAAGAAGAGGAAAAAAUGACACAUUUUGUUUGGGUGCAAACAGAGCUUUGAAAACUCUAUUUUUGAUACACAGAAAGAAUGUCAUUCCUUUGAGGUUUGGAGAUUGUUCAGAAUUGAAAUUUUGUAUUUAACAAUGUGGGACAAUAAUGAUUUAAGACUAAAGGUUACAUUUUAGAUGUUUACAGAGCCUUGUAUUGUAAUUUUAAUGUACAUUUUGUGUAUUAAACCUUUUGUAAGUUAUGAUUGCAGUGCUACAUGCAGAAAUACAAAGGGAAGAACUUGCAUUUUAGGCUCUUGAAUCAUAGUGUUGAAAUAAAGAAGAA
This is a messenger RNA of Eublepharis macularius, 6991 nucleotides long. It is a transcript of the gene NFATC3, whose product is annotated as nuclear factor of activated T cells 3. The record is from RefSeq and is a predicted model, not a curated record. Gene Ontology annotation, molecular function: transcription factor binding; DNA-binding transcription factor activity, RNA polymerase II-specific; RNA polymerase II cis-regulatory region sequence-specific DNA binding. Gene Ontology annotation, biological process: regulation of transcription by RNA polymerase II; cytokine production; calcineurin-NFAT signaling cascade. The transcript is spliced from 10 exons. NCBI's taxonomy places the organism in Eukaryota, Metazoa, Chordata, Lepidosauria, Squamata, Eublepharidae. The coding region runs from base 211 to 3543 and encodes 1110 amino acids. Gene Ontology annotation, cellular component: transcription regulator complex.